Molecule: messenger RNA, 5407 nt
Organism: Corticium candelabrum
Lineage: Eukaryota; Metazoa; Porifera; Homoscleromorpha; Homosclerophorida; Plakinidae
Exons: 17
Coding region: 593-5134 (1513 amino acids)
Biological process (GO): cell surface receptor signaling pathway; G protein-coupled receptor signaling pathway
Cellular component (GO): plasma membrane
Molecular function (GO): calcium ion binding; G protein-coupled receptor activity
Source: RefSeq, a predicted model, not a curated record
UAACUGCCCUUCUACCGCCUUGCCUUUUGCAUGUAGAUGCAAUGUAGUGAUGUCUUUGGGUCAGCCAAUGUUGGACGUUGAUUGCCAUCAUGCUGGCUUGAUAGAUCUCUCGCUUUUGACGUUACUUUCUCAGGAAGAACGGCAGUGUGUGAAAAGCUUAGAUUUAAGUGGAAAUGCUGUAGAGCAAGUGAAUGCUACUGUGUUUUCGAAUCUCACACAUCUCAGAGAUCUGUAUGUAUUAAAGUUUGUAAAAGAGGGUGACGUUACAAGGUGACAAUUUGAUGCACUCUGUCUUAAUUAGAUCUUUGUCUGAAAACAGAUUGAAUUCACUUGAUCAAGAUGUAUUCGUACACUUGCCAAUCUUGGAGAGAUUAAAUUUGUCUGACAACCACAUUAGCUACAUAUCAUCAAAUACAUUUAGAAACCUACAGAACCUGAAAGAACUGAGUUUAGCUCGGAUGAACUUGAGUAGCUUUCCUGAUCUGCAGAAUCUGUCAUUAAAUCUUACUAUUUUGUAUGCUUGUUGUCUUGUAUUAAAGUUAGGGAUUGACUUGAUUUAAUUAAUGACAGGCAACUAAAUGACAACAAAAUAAUGACAAUUGACAAAGUCAACUUUGAGCCUUUGGAAGGAACAAAUGACUGGAUAGAUAUUGAUUUAUCUGGAAAUCCUUUAGUUUGCGACUGUCAACUAGCUUGGAUUGCUGAUUGGCUUGUAAGGUAUCCACUGGUGAAGUUGGCCUUUAGAGCAACAUGUGGUAGUCCUACAUUUGAAGUGGCUGGUCACCAUGUGACUACGUUACACAAAGACCAAUUCUUGUGUGACCAAAAUGAAUGCAUUGAGAAUAAUGCUGGCUGUGAGCACAUUUGUGAAAACACAUAUGGCAGCUAUGAGUGCCAGUGUAUGAAUGGCUACAUGUUAUUCAACCAGUUCGAGUGUGGUUUUCUUCCUAAUGCAAUAGUGGUCGCUCUGUCAAACAGUACUGUUCAUUCAGCCAUUGGACUUUCAGAAAUGAGAAAUCAGACGGCUGUUUUCCUUGGCGGAAAUGUGACUCUUGCAUGCAAAGUUGAUGGUGUUCCUACACCAACAGUUAAAUGGCAGUUCAAGGGCAACUUUAUUGGAUUGGAUUAUGAAUUACAGCUAAGAGAUGUGCAACUGUCAGCUGCUGGAAAGUACACGUGUUUAGUUGAAAAUCAACUUGGUGACACAAUAGAUGUGAUUGACUUGGAAGUUUGGCCAGAAUUGAGUACUCUUCCUCGUGCAACGUCUUGUCCUGCAGUCCAUGUGGCAACUCUAAAGGGAGAAUUCGAACUCCCAGGACACAGAGGUGUAGAGAAAUACUUUCUGCUACCAUGCAGCGAAGGACCAUUGUGUGGAGUUUCUAGUAGCAAUGUAAUGGGUCACUUCAAGUGUUCUGAUGGGAUGUGGCAAGUGAUAGAUGUAGAACUUUGCCAAUAUGCAGAUCAAGCUACACGGGACUUGCAAUGUUUGUCUGUGCUUACAGUGAAUGAGACAAAUGCUGAGUGGAUACCUAAGCAACUUCGAGUGCAAACUGUUAACCGGAACAUGAAUUAUUUGCAAAUUGAUUUUGCUAUUGAUACUUUGGAAUCCUUUUUGACUCACUCAAUUUUUCUAUCAACCAAGAUGAUUGAAAACACUAUUUACUCUAUGAGCCAGUUAAUGGCAGCACUGGAGCUGAUUUCUCAUCCAAUGCUACAACUAGGCUACUCUAAUAGGCUUUCUCGUUUGAUUCAUCAUAUAUCUCAAAUUGAGAUCAACUAUCAAGACAACAGCUACAUGUUUUCUAUAGACUCUCCUUUGUUGUAUUAUAAAGUGGCUUCAGCAGGGUCACAUCGUCAUCUUGUCUUGAACAGGUCCAGCCAGGCAUUAGUCAGGUUUUCUGAUACUUUUAGCACAGUAGACUUGGAAAGUAGCUCAAGUGGAGAGUUAACAUCUGGACAAACCUAUAUGUCAUUACCAGGGAACACAGGAUAUCUAGUGCAAUACAAGAGUGAUGUCCUAUUUCAGAAUGGUGUUGUGGACAUGCAAGAUGCUUGUAGACUAGAUGAUUGUCGCACUCAUUGGACAAACUCGGUAAUCAGUGCACCGAUCGUGAGUGUGGGGACAGGAAUAUCAGGUGGAAGCACCAAUCAAACAACAGCUAUUCAACUGACAUUUCAAUCAUUGCAGGAUGGAGUUGAUCCACUUUGUGUUCAUUGGGAUUAUGCAGCAAAUGGUAGUGGAGGAUGGUCAUGUGCCUAUUGUGCUCUGAAAGCUUGGUAUAAUGACAAACCAACGUGUGAAUGUGCUCUCAGAUCUGCAACAUACACUGUUCUCAUGACAAACUGUAAUACAUCUCGUUUGGAUCAAUGCAAAUGUAAGGGAACAAAAAGAGGAACAAUGGCUGACAUUGGAGUGAUUAGCUGCUACAUUACAAUUGCGGCAAUUCUAUUUUUCUUGAUUGUUCUCAUCAUAACACGGCUUAGGUCUGACAAAAUAUCUCGUCAGUGUCAAGUCAAGUUUAGUGUUGGUGUGGCUUUCUUGUGUGUUGCUGUUAUGUACAUUCUGUCUGUGUGGCCAAAUUGGGCUGAAUUUCUCAACAAUGCAGCAUGCAAAGCAGUUGCAUCUCUUCUACACUACUUUCUUACCGCUCUGUUUUUGUGGCUGGCUGCAGAUGCAUAUGUAGCAUUAACAACUUAUGGUUACUCUGCAAAUAGCAGCGAUGGUAGUAGGAAAGGUGACAAGUUUUUUAUGAACGCAUCUAUUGUCUGCUGGGGAAUACCAUUGAUUGUUAUUCCUGCUUGUCACAUCGUUGAAGCAGCUGUUAGUAAAGCUGAUUGUUACUUGUAUGGAGCAACAGUAGAGAUUGACCCAAUGAUGACAAAUGGAGAAGAGAAAGCACAAGUUUGUUGGAUUAAGAGCUACUACAUUGUGAUGGGAGUACUAGCAGUUCCUGCUUGUGUUAUUGUGCUAUCCAGUGUGGCGAUCUAUUGUUAUGUACUCAUUAAAAAAGCUAGAGGAACGAACCAGUUGUCUCUUAUUUCUUCACUGCUUGUAGUUGUCCUUAUUGCAUUGACAUGGGCAUUUGGACUUAUCACUCUCACAGAUCACAGUGACUUUUCUAACUCAACGUGUGAAUCAUUCUCGUUGUUUUACUACUUCUUUGGAGUCUUUCAGUCUGCAACUGCAGUUGUUAUGAUAGUGUCUUUGUGGUUUAUUGCUGAAGUAAAUCAAGGAGUGAAAGAUGUGUUAAUGUCAUCGGAUGACCACACGUCAUCAGCAUCUGAUGAACAAUCUGAUGUGCUUUCGUUUUCAUCUGGAUUGCCUCCAACUGGAGAUAGACCAAAAAAGGAACAACAGAAAGGUGUUCGCUCCAAAUCAUCAUCAGGAUAUGUGAAGAGUGGUGACCAGAUUCCAUUAGAAACACUUAAUAGUUUAAUGCCAUUUUCUAUGGACUUAGGACAACAUCAGGUUGCUAUUCCUGCUCAACGAGGAUCGACUGACACUUUGGACACAGAGGGAAGAACAAUGACUGUUGUAACACGAUCUAUAGGUGAAGGGCAGUCAGAUGGCAGCUGGAAAGAUGACGACAACAUGGAACAAGGCAGUUGUGUUGAUGUAGAGAACAAUGAAAGCAAGGAAGAAAACAAAGUGGAAACACAAGGUGAAGAAAUGGAGAAAAAUUACAAGCUGAUUGAUGAAGUGGCAGGAACAGAUGGGAAGGAUAUAACAAACGGGACAGGUGCAAUGUUUGAUGUUAAUGAGACUGACAGUGACCAAGAUACAUCAGAUUCACUUGUCAAAAUUUCAACUGUAGAAAUUGAUCCCUAUUUUAACUUGUCUGUGACGCAAACUAAGCUUGUAUUUCAAGUAGAUGGUGUGUUCAGUGGUGAGGUCAACAGUCCACCAACACCAUUACUCAAACGAGCAGACACAGAAGAAAGUAGCAAUAACAAUGCUUCCACAACUAAUGCUGUCAUCUCACCUGACAAUGUGAACGUCAAUGUUUUUGUUCCAAAUCAAACAUCUGUGCCUGCAACAACCACUGCUGUUGAACAAGAAACAAAUAAGGAAAUUGGAAGAAAGUAUAAUGAAGAUGCACAGUUUGAAGAAGAGACCGAGUCUGAAGAUUCAGAGUCAGAUGAUACUACAGAGUCACAUGAUCCACAGUCUGAUGAAUCUGAGAGUGCUGAUAAAGUCGCAAAUCUUCCUUCUGCACAAGAUUCUUUAGCUCGAAACAUACGUGAGCUUGAUGACGUGCUUUCCAUUUCUCAAUCAUCGUUACAAGAGUUUGAAGAAAGUGUACAACGUGACAAGUUAUCAGCACAUUCGUCUUUCAGACCUACUCCAGGAAGAGCAUUACCUGUAAAUCUUGGCUAUUUACAACAUGAUGUUGAGCAUACCACAAGGUAUACUUCUCCUCCCAGACGAGACCGUUCUGUGAGGAAAUUGCUAAUUCCUCCAAAACCUGUCAUUAAUCAAAAUGACUAUCACAUCAUUGGCAGUCAGGCACCAAUGAUUGUAACAGAGGUUCGACAGCCAAGACGUAUUCAGCAAAGAGGGUUACAUCUAGCAUCUUAUCCACGUUAUGAACAUGAAAUGGGUCGUCGCAGACAUGUUGUGCCAAAAUCUGAGAUGUACCAAGCUCAUCAAAACAGACGACCACAGGCAUACCAUGUUCAACCCAAUUACUCACAAGAGUGGCAUGAUGGGUACAGAUACCAUCGCACACCAGUUCACUAUUCCAGUCAGUUUGCUUAUGGUGUACGCCCACGUCCUCGACCUCAGUAUUAUUCUGAAGACAGCUACUUUGAGAGGCCACCUCCUUCACAUCAGUAUUACAAAAGGUCAUCUCCAGGUGUGGCCUACCGCUAUCCUAUGUACUCAAGACGUCCACCACCUCGACCUGGUAGGUUACUGGUGACUGAACCAGUUGAGUUUUGGGAUAGUCGUAUGGCGCCACCACCCCGUUUUGCUCAUCCAGUUGUAAAACCAAGCAGCACUGCCUACAAAAGAGAUAGGAUGGAUGAACUGUAUUUCUUCCCGGGAACAGCACAAGAAACAAAAACUAUGCAUGAGGCUUUACUUGGCGAAGACAAUGAAAGUGCAUUGGACGCAUGGUAUGAUGAUCAGUAAUCAAACAAAGCAGCCAGCUAGGAUUGUCAAUGGAUCUAGCGGUGAGUGUAACUGUGUACAUACAUGUAUAGCACAUCAAACCAGAUUACAAAUCAGAUGAAAUGUGUGGACACUAAUCAAUAAUGACAGUAAAAUUGCAAGUUUUGCUGUUACUUACUUACAAAAGUUGAAUCCAGGUUAUCAGUUUUGCGUUAUUGGUCAAAGCUGUAUUAUGGAAUAUGUGAUAUCUAAUUUGGAUGCAUGCAUGACAUCUGAUACACACGAAGUUCAGUC